Molecule: messenger RNA, 339 nt
Organism: Camellia sinensis
Lineage: Eukaryota; Viridiplantae; Streptophyta; Magnoliopsida; Ericales; Theaceae
Source: RefSeq, a predicted model, not a curated record
AUGUGUUAUGUGGGGAAAGCAACGAAGAUCUUCAUCUUCAUAGUGACAGUGCUUGUGGUGACUGGACUUCUCUUGGGUUUCGGGCUGCUUCGUCACGGCAUUGGCUACUCCCACAAAUGCUCCGGCGACCCCUCCUCCUCCUGCCACCAGUCUCAGACGUCUUUUCCCAGUCCCAACCCAAAUCCGAAUCCGAAUCCGAGUUCCAUGUUCAACCAACCUCCCCUUCCUCCACCUCCGCCGGCGGUGGUGGAGACAGCAGCUCCAACUCCGACAUUCAGUCCUCCGAGCCCAUUUGUGUCUCCAAGUCCAUUUGUUUCUCCAAGUCCAGUGCAGUCUUAG